Teleopsis dalmanni is the source of this 1466-nucleotide messenger RNA. Its product is annotated as allantoinase. The transcript is spliced from 7 exons. Lineage: Eukaryota; Metazoa; Arthropoda; Insecta; Diptera; Diopsidae. Gene Ontology annotation, molecular function: zinc ion binding; allantoinase activity; cobalt ion binding. The record is from RefSeq and is a predicted model, not a curated record. The coding region runs from base 34 to 1458 and encodes 474 amino acids. Gene Ontology annotation, cellular component: cytoplasm. Gene Ontology annotation, biological process: allantoin catabolic process; purine nucleobase catabolic process.
UUUAAUCGGAUGAAAUAAAAUUGUGAACAUAUAAUGGAUUUAUUAUUUUUAAGUAAACGCAUUUUCUUGGGCACAGAAGAGGGUUUUACGCAUGGGGGCAUCAUUGUCGAUACCGAAGGCAUUAUAAGAAAAGUACUUAAAUCAGCGCAAGAAGUAAACUCAUACCUUUACAAUACAGAAUCAGAAGCAGUUUACGAUUUUGAAAAUAUGGUACUUAUGCCGGGUUUGAUUGAUUCGAAUGUGCAUAUAAAUGAACCCGGACGUAAAGACUGGGAGGGCUUUUUAUUAGCAACGAAAGCAGCUGCAGCCGGUGGUUUUACUACAAUCAUAGAUCGACCCACAAAUGCUUCGCCGCCUACUACCAGCGUGGCAAAUUUGAAAGCUAAGACAUCUACUGCACGUGGUAAGCUCUAUGUCGAUGUUGGAUUUUGGGGUGGAUUAAUACCAGACAAUACAGAAGAAAUAGAAGCUUUAACUAAUGCCGGUGUUAUGGGUAUGCAGUGUACGUUAUGUCCAAGUGCACAGCCAGUUACAACAGAAUUUCCUGCUAUGGACCGCGUACAAUUAGAAAAAGCCAUAAGCAAAAUACCUGAGGAUGUUUUAAUUGCCUUUCAUGCAGAAUUACCACUUACACAGCCAAUAAAACCUAAUGAAGCUGAGCCUAAAAUGUAUGAGUCCUAUUCACGUUCCCGUCCGAUAAGUAUGGAAACAGAUGCUGUCCAAUUGAUCUGUGAGCUAGCACUUACUAACAAAAAAAAGCAUUUCCAUAUACUGAAUAUAAGUGCUGCUGAGACUCUGCCGAUUAUUGAGCAAUGUAAACGUAACGGAGGUAAGAUAACCUCUGAAACGUGUCCACAUUAUUUGACACUUGCUGCAGAAGACAUAGAAGACUGUCAUACGGAGUAUAAAGCUCAACCUCCAAUAAGGAACAAACAGAAUCAGAAAAAAUUAUGGCAAGGCUUAGAGAGUGGAUGUAUCGACUUGAUUACUUCAGAUCAUUCACCUGCAACUCCUGGUGCCAAAUGUUUAACCUACGGAAAAGCUCGUGGUAACUUUUUAAACGCUUGGCCAGGCAUAUCUUCACUUCAAUUAGGUCUGUCAAUUAUAUGGACCUCAUGUGAGCAACAUGGUCUUGGAUUAAAUCAUAUAUAUAAUUUAAUGUGUAAAAAUCCUGCAAAACUUUGCGGUUUGGAAAAGUUCAAAAGUAAGAUUGAAGUUGGUUAUGACGCUGACUUUUGUAUAUGGGAUCCAGAUGAAGAUUUUGAAGUUACACCAGAUAUGUUAUAUUCCGCAAAUAAGGCAACUCCUUAUACUAAUAAGCGACUACGGGGCGUUGUACAUGCUACCAUUGUACGAGGUCUACAUGUGUUUCAGAAAUAUGAAGGAUUUGGGCAGCCAUUAGGGAAGGUAUUGUUCCGAAAAAGUGGGAAAAAAAUUGUUAAAUUCGUACGAAUGUAGGCUUAAUU